UGCUUUGCGCCUCCUCGUUCGCAUCAAUUGUUUAUAAAGUUUUUGGUAAAUAAAUUGCCAACACCGCGGCUUAAAUGUGCAAGGAGCUGUUCUGGCAUAACUUAAAGCUGUUCCCAUUCGAACUCACGUGAUACGUGCCCGGUGCGUGUGCCCGCGACCACGCACAUGGACCAGCAGCCACAGGCGACGCCGUCAAAGAAGCGCAGACACAGCGAGUAUCACGAUCCGGACUACUACCAGACAGAGCCGCCAAGCCAGCAGCAGGAUGAACCUGUCGUGGUCGAAGAGUCGAAACGACUCAGGAUUGAGCAGGAGACGCAGGAGAAUAUGGCGAAACCCCCUUCCGCCGAGACAAUGCGUCGCAUCUGCGAGCUGGUGCGUCUGGAGUUCCAGCGUGAAAUCGCCCAAAAGGUUGAGCAGCUGACAGAGAUAGACCGGCGGCUGAUCCAAGGCCGCCAACUGUUGGACAGGCUACGCUAUCUGGUGGUUAGUGAGUACUACCAGAAGCAACAGGUUCCCCUCACCGCCGCCGACGUGGCCAAGGUGCGCGGUGACAGUCUCUUCGCAGACGAGGGUUCGCUGCCGCAGCUGCCCCUGCAUCCGGCCAUCAAGAAGAUUGUGGGCAAGCGUCCGAUUCCCAUCCAGAAUCACUUACCAGAGCGCACAGCAGCAACGCUGGCGAAACAAACGAUCAGACUGCGGAAUCCGGCACAUCGGCGGGCGGAGAGGCGUCGACAGCAAAAGAUACGGCAUCAAGGCAUCGUCACAGAUCACUCAAAGGUCACAUCCGAUCAGCAGAAGUCGGAAGCAGCACCUGUUGCUGUGAAACUGGAGGACGAACAGCCAUGCACUAGUCGCCAGGCGUACGAAAGGCAAGUGGAGCUGAAUGCCUCGCGGCUGAACAACAAGAAUAAGUUCAACUUUGUGGUGGGGAACACAUCCAAGUACAUUGGCGAAGGCUUGCGGGAGAGCUCUAAGGAGGGCCAAGCUAUGACAUACAAGUGGUUGGUCUAUGUGCAAGGAAAAGAUCUUCCCCAGCCCCUGGACACAUACAUCAAGAAGGUGCGCUUCCAGCUUCAUCACUCAUACCGGCCCAAUGACAUUGUGGACGUGCACAGUCCACCGUUUCAAUUGUCCCGACAUGGCUGGGGCGAGUUUCCCAUGCGCAUCCAGCUGUUUUUCCAGGAAGCACUGCAGGAGAAGCCCGUCCAGCUGAUGCACACGGUUAUACUCGACAAGAGCAUGUCAGGCCUGCACACAAUGGGGGCUGAGACCACGGUAGAGAUCUGGCUUCGAGCAGAACAAGCGUUAACGAAUCGUGAAACUGAUAAGCCUCCGUCAACUAUCCAUCUGCCUCCAGCAUUGGCUGCUCUUCCGGAACCGGCUCCACCCCUAGACUUGUGUAAACCGCGCACUAUAUCGAUCACUCAAAAUAAGGAAGAGCUGGAUGACAAUCUGUUUGCGGGCAUCAACAAAAUUGAGCUGAGCGACGAUAUCGAGCAAAUUGAACCCACUGUUCUGGUUUCGGAGCCUCUUAAGCUCAGCUACAGCCCUAGAAAGCUGCAGCCACCGAUCUCUCCCAGGCCCCAGCUUCGAUUGAAUGCCGCACCUGUGAGUGCUUCCCGGCCUUCAGUCGUCUAUCUGCCAGUAAAUGGCAGGGCUCAGACGCAGGAUUCCUUGCGAGAACAGGAACGCAGGCCAGAAGCCUCGCCCCAGAGGCGAUGGCAGGACUCCCCGUCAGAUAGGCUUCCCAUAAGGCCUGUGCCCAAUGGGCAUCACCAAAGAAAGAGAAAUAUGGUAUUUCAGAAAGCCGGAAAACUUUACAUCAUCGAUCCUGAGCAACGAAAGCUUAAGCAAACUUCGAAGCAGCAAUCGCUACUAAAGCCACAAUUAAGUCUCCUCAAGGCGCCGACUGCGAUGCGGUGGCAUCUUCUGCAGUGCAUCCAGAACGAUCACGGAUAUGCCAACAUGAGCACGAACGACGUGGACGAGAAGCCAAUAUUUCUGCACAGCGUCACAACACCAUUUGUGACCUCUCUCUUGCAAACCGGACAUCGCCGGCUGCAACAGUCCUUUGUCGGCGUACAGUUCUGGACCAUGCGCAGUGCUGUGGAGUUUCUGCUGCGUCGAAUGCCGCUCACUCGGAUCAAUCAGAAGACAGAGGAAGAGUAUCCAUUCACCUGCUCCACAAUCGAAGCAUUUCAAGGGAAGACUGGCUUUAAACAACGGUGUUUUGAGUACAUGCGGGCCCGCCUUCUGCGACGCUACCUCACGCAGCACCUCAAGCUGCAGAAGCUGGAUACAAGUGGCAGGGAACAUUUCUGGAGUUUGCGAGAGAUCGUGGGAUUCGCUCGGGUGCACGGUUACACGCCUCCACUCAAAAUGUUAAUUUCCAGCGGUGAAACGGAGCAGAGUCGGAAACCGGAAGCUGAAGAACAGCUAGCUCAGCGGGUGCAGGAGCAGCUGAAGGAGAAACCACAGCCCCAACUGUCGGCUUACUGCAGUCUUAGCAACGGGAAUCGACUGCAAGCCUGGAUGGACAAGCAAAGGAUACUUCUGAAGGGGUACGAUGAAAAGAUGUUGGAUCAGGAAUUCAUCGAUGUGUUGGGCGUGGACAGGAUUCACUCCGAAAUCAGCUCCAGAAGAAACGGUCCAAGGAGUAGAUCAACCCAAGAAGUAAAUGGCCGAACCCUGCUAUGCCUGCCCCCGCCAGAUCAUCUGGAUGCGGAGACGCAACUGGUUCAAGUCAUGUGCAAGGACAUCAACAUCGCCCUGGAACCGGAAGAGUCUUUGCCAGGCGUCUCCCAGCCCGUGGCCCUCACCCUGCUGGCACACGUGCUGCGCACUUUUGUCGACCGAUUAGUGCGCCGCUCAGUGGCGGUUAAACUGCAUCAGGAUACGAUAGAACAGCUUCCGUCGCCGGCGGCCAAUGCCACUCUAUGUCUGCAGCCUCACGACAUCGGCCGGGCCAUUGGUCAGUGCCCCGAGCUUGACUUUUUGGCCAAUACUCACCUGGGCGUCGAGCCCUUGGAGCCACAAACCUAAGCCAUACCCACAAAAUCAUGUUACUGUACGUUUGAUUACGCAUAUUAGUUCAAAUUCUGCUGGGAUAUUAGUCGAUAUCUAAAUAGUAUCUUGUACUUGUUCGUAAGCAUAAAGAUAGGCAAUAAAUUAAUUAAUUUUUAUAUUUAAA
Messenger RNA from Drosophila serrata, 3193 nucleotides. RefSeq names its product YEATS domain containing 2 homolog D12 (gene D12). NCBI's taxonomy places the organism in Eukaryota, Metazoa, Arthropoda, Insecta, Diptera, Drosophilidae. The record is from RefSeq and is a predicted model, not a curated record. Gene Ontology annotation, biological process: regulation of DNA-templated transcription.